This is a messenger RNA of Spodoptera frugiperda (fall armyworm), 5043 nucleotides long. RefSeq names its product galactosylgalactosylxylosylprotein 3-beta-glucuronosyltransferase I (gene GlcAT-I). Gene Ontology annotation, biological process: carbohydrate metabolic process; chondroitin sulfate proteoglycan biosynthetic process. NCBI's taxonomy places the organism in Eukaryota, Metazoa, Arthropoda, Insecta, Lepidoptera, Noctuidae. The coding region runs from base 161 to 1081 and encodes 306 amino acids. Gene Ontology annotation, cellular component: Golgi membrane. The transcript has 6 exons. The record is from RefSeq and is a predicted model, not a curated record. Gene Ontology annotation, molecular function: galactosylgalactosylxylosylprotein 3-beta-glucuronosyltransferase activity.
AUCAAUCUGUCAUUCGUCGACGGCGAAUCGGCCGCAUCAGCGGACUUGUUACGAGCUAUUUUACAAUAUUAACUUGUAAAUUUUUAUGUGUACAAUAAUGCUGUGAGAACUACGCUCAGUGUCCAUAAAAAUAAUUGAAAGAAAAGUGACCGACAAUAAGAUGCCUUUUGUAAACAUCAAAAAGCAAUAUCUAGCAAUGGGGUUGUUAAUUUUCGUUAUGUUGUUUUUAUUUAACACUAGGCCAGUUUUUCAAUGCCAGUUUAAUGCAGAAGUGAGUUCAUAUCUCCCAGUGAUAUACGGAAUUACUCCAACGUACGCGAGGCUCGCACAAAAGGCGGAUCUUACAAGGUUAUCACAAACUUUGAUGCAUAUAAAGAACCUUCAUUGGGUGGUGAUCGAAGACUCUGCGGAAAAGACAAAAUUGGUUGCGAAUUUGCUCAAAGAAUCAAAUCUAAAGUACACACAUCUAAAUAUUAAAACGCACAAAACAAAACAAUCCACGGUGAUGGACAUCAAUAUAUGUCUAUUUAAAACAAGCAUGUACAACACAUCUUGGUAUUGUGCCAGUGGCGUGGAACAAAGGAAUUUGGCUCUGGAUUGGCUAAAGGGCCAUUUGCAGAAGGCCGAGGAUCAAAGAGGCGUUGUCUUCUUUAUGGACGAUGACAACACGUAUUCGCUUAAGGUUUUUGAUGAGAUGCGGAAAAUCAAAAGAGUUGGUGUGUGGCCAGUCGGGAUAGUUGGUGGUAUGAGAGUGGAGAUGCCUCUAGUCACGGACGGGAAAGUAAGCGGGUUCAACGCCUGGUGGAAGCCAUUCCGACCAUUCCCCAUAGACAUGGCAGGGUUUGCCAUCAACGCCACCUUGUUCCUAGAACAUCCUGAGGCCAAGUUCUCCAGAAAAGUCCAGUCUGGAUUUCAGGAAAGUGAAAUAUUAAAAUAUUUCACGACGAGAGACGAAUUGGAGCCGUUAGCAGAGAACUGCACUAAAGUGUAUGUGUGGCAUACACGUACUCAGAAACCUUCUAUAGUAAACCCGCAGAAAUUGAAACGCCCACUCGUCUCCUACGACCAUAUCGAAGUGUGAGUCCAAACAGUAUUCCAUUGGUCUUCGUACACAGGGAACAACCUCCCGAAAGAACAAAACCCCGCCAUAUAAACAUGGGGACAAAGUUCACUUUACAAUGUUACUCUAUACAACCUAAUUACUUGAAUACUCAAUUGGUGUAUACUCAGAUCAAAAUUUGUAUCGUAUAAACUACUUUUUGUAGAUAUCGUCUCGAUUUUAUGUGUAUAAGGAACAAAUUUGUAUGUUCUUCGUUUUUUAACUCCAAAAUGCCACAAAAUUAUUUUAAAGAAGUUUUAUGUGCAAUUAAUGAAGCUUUUUAUAGUGAAUUUUACGUUUCGAACGACAGUUAAGUUCUUUAUUGUCGAUAGAUAAGUGUUGAAGGCAAAUCUUCCGCUUAGUAUUAACAUAUGCCAGGCAAAAGACACUUGAAGGAUUAAUGAUAUAAUUAUAAACAGAUCUCAACUUGGAUCUAUCAAACAAUAUCUUUGCGGUUUAGAAAAUCCAAUAGAUAGACAACAGUAAUAAUACUACAAAAAUGGUGACUUGGAGGCCGCAGGCUUAAAUUGCGUGUAUGUAAAAUUUAAUUACUGAAACUUGUAUCAUAAUUAAAAAGAGUUAAUUUAUAUGACUUCAUCAUUGUUUUUGAGAACGGUUAUUUUAUCAAUAUUUAAUUUAUACAUUUUUAGUAAAGUUAGUUAAUUUUAUUUCUGACCCAAGGUUAUGGACGUCAAAUAGCCCUGAAUUAUGUAUAGACAUGAUUCUAUAAGCUUAUACAUAAAAAGUUAAAGAAUACUUGUAUUUAUAAGUUCCUAUAUAUAAGGAAAUUAUUUAUACUUGACAUUAUAAUUACAAUUAGGGUUUAUUGACAUAUAGUUUGUUUAUACAGGUUUGAUUUAUCAAAAAUCAUGAAAAUGACAUUUAGAUUCAACAUUUAAAGAAUUAUUCAAGACAAUAGACUCAAAAUCCCUUUAAUUGUUUGCUUUUUAUUUCUUGCUGCUUUUAAAUAGGACAUUUUAUGACCAGUGAUCGAAAAUUACAUUAAUUUGAAUUUACGGUCUUAUUUCGUAAAUAAUAAGGUUCAUUUACAAGUGUAUUUACCUGUAUUAUUUUAUUUUUGUAUUGUAUGAGUGUAUACAACCUUUCUAGAUUAUUUUUAUUUUUCGAAGGCAAUCAAAAUUAUCGUUUUCAUCACAAUUUGUCAUAAUAAAAUGAUAUUACUUUAUUUUUUCCAUUGUAUUCAGUAUUAUGUACUAUUUUUUUAAUAAUUUUGGGUUGGCCGUAUAGAACAUGCUAGUUUUUACUAUACUAUUGUUAAACUAAAUAUUACUUACGUUAUUACAAGUAAUUUAGCGUAAUAGCAUAAUUAUAUUUUACAAAAAAUUACUUCUAAUGUAAAGCUAGUCUUGUAUUUUUAUAUAUAUUUUGCAAUGAUCGAGUUUUUAUUGAAAAACAAAUAUUUCAUUUAUUAGUCUUUAAUAAUUAUAUUUUAUUAUACUAUAGACGUCAUAAUACUAUCUUUAGAUUUUAGUAAAUUAUUUUAUAGGCAUUAGUGGAAUCAUGUUGCUUAUUGUUAAUGGUAUUCUGUAUAUUGUACGCCAUCUUACAACACUGCUGCCAUCUAGUUUUAAGUCCCCGAAAUUAAUGGUGUAGGGUAUUUAUUUAUAUGAGGCUUUUUUUACAUUAGUAGCUUGUGUUCUCGGUGAACGAACAAAAUUUCUUUGUUAAGUACUCUCAAAAUGUUUAGUUUGAUUCCUAAGCAGACUGCUUUUCAUAUAACCGUAUUUAACAGAAUUCUUGAAAUUCGCGUACCUUCUUGACUUUCAAAACAUUGCACUUUACACAACGACAUACUUUAAAAUUAUAAAUGCAAAUCUUUACUCCAAAGACUGGCUAUUCGAAAAUAUCCUGACGCAUUCAAUAAAAAAAAAAAUAGUCUAACAAUCAGUUAGCUGACAAAAUAUACUGGUAUUACUAGUUUAUUUUAGUUCUCUUGACCUCUACAAGGUGCUCCGAGUCUGCUUAGGGCCUUGCUGUGCUAAAUUAAUAAGCUACUUAUUUUAUACAAUAUUUGUUUAUCCAUUUUGAAUAUUAACUUAAAAUAGAUAAGCAAAUAGUUAUAAUUUAUUUUGUACUCAAUUUUUUGUAUACUCUGAUUUUUAUUUUUCUUAAUAUCUGUAAAGCUACUCAAUCUUAAAAUGACUGCUGUCCUAAAGAUUCAUCAGCCACACCGCCGUAUUCAGAGUAACUUAAUGGUAGAUAACCCUUAAAUGACUGAGUACGGCCCAGAACGACCACAAAGCCAGCAAUUGUUUUCGGAACAAAAUCGUUAAUAAGGAAGUAAUGAUUAAAUGUUUCUGAGUACGCCAGAAAGACACAAUUAUGUGCAGUUAUUUUGAAAUUGAGUAGUGUUUCGAGAUUUUUUAUUUUAUUAUUUUUACAAGUGGCCAGUGAAAACAGGGUACUACAAGCUUAUUACUAAACUUCCUUUCAUCAUCCAGAUUUGCGUUUUAAACAGUUAUUAAUGCUAAAAAUUUUUUAUGGUACCUUUGUACACUAAUCCACCAACCAAUACGCAACUUUAAAACUAUAUUUUUCAAUUUAUUUUUGCAUCUUAUUAAAGACAACAAUGGUCAAACUUUAUAACUAUGACCUUGCGUCAAAUGUGUCAAAUUUACUUAUUACAUACAUAAUCUAUGUCUGGCUAAAUUGGACCCACAUCAUAAUGUCGUUACAUUUUCUAAAACAAACCAACCCGUUUUUCAAGCAGAUGCGAAUACAAUGGAUUCUUUCUCCUAUGUUUAAUUCGAUCAAAGAAGCCUAAAGCUACAGUGGCGCCACUCGUUCACAAGCGCUCACCUAAUUAGUCAGUAGCUUUGUCACCUAGUAAUAGCAUUCCGAGAAAAGUUAGUUUCACACCGAAGUUUUAGUUGCACUAAUGCAUUUGAAAUAAACUUUAGCCACUGCUCACUUGGUAUAUAGUACCUUUCGUUUUUAUUCUAGGUCUUAGAAAACUUGUCUAGAGGUAAAACUAAGCAUAAUAAAUUAGUUUGUUACGAAAUGCUCAAAGUUCCGAAUCGGUCUAAAACUUGAUUCCUUUUUAGCGUAGUAAACACUUUUUGUACUUAUCUCUCUGUUAUUGUAUAGGAAAUGUGGAUAUUUAUUUGAUUGGAGCUUAUUUGUGAUAGGUUUUUUAUGGGUAUCUGACUUGUAAAUUCUGUACCGCGAGUUUCUAAUAGAUAUUAUUCUUUGUAGUACAUUAGCGAACUGGUGAAUCAAGUGUGUGUGUGUGUAUUAUGUACCCAUAUGAGAUUUGUAUAUGUAAAUGAAAGCAUGAUACGUGUACUUACAUUUUAGUGUAGAGAGAAAACCGAUCAAUGUUGUAUCUAGCAAUAUGUAUGUUGUGUGAUUCAAAAUUUAAAUUAUGCUCGCGGUAUUGAAUUAUUUUUGGUGAUUGAUCCUAUAUUUCCUACUUUUAGGGAACAAUGUAUGUUGAAACUGAUUGAAACAAUUAAUAUAAUUUAAUAUUUAAUGCAUAUCGAAUCUCAAUUUGUUUAUAUUUAUAGGCAGUGCCGUUUAUUGUUGCAGUUUAUUAUAUAAAGAAAUAUCAAUACCUUAGCAUCCUUUGUUUAUAUAUAAGGCCUAAAACUUUACCAGAAUAGUAUCAGUGUUUGUAUAUUAUUGUUUAAAUUUUAUUAUUUUAAUUACUAAAUACGUAAUUGAACAAUUAUGUUGGAACAGUUUGACCGUCGCGAUGGCAAUAAUGUAAUUUUUACAUUUACAAUAGUUAAACUAAUAUAAGAACAUAUAAGUAAAAGAAUUCUUCCGUUGUAAACUUACUCUCUAGUUUAAUUCAUAGUGUGUAAGUACGAACGAGUAGGAAACUCUUCAUGUGAUGAUUUUUUAGAUUUCUAUUUCUAUAAUUUUGUAAAUACUUCAUAUUUAAUUUUAUUGUAUGAUGAGAAUAAAAAAUACAAGUGAUA